Molecule: messenger RNA, 1881 nt
Organism: Panthera uncia (snow leopard)
Lineage: Eukaryota; Metazoa; Chordata; Mammalia; Carnivora; Felidae
Gene: ESD
Product: esterase D
Exons: 10
Coding region: 208-1056 (282 amino acids)
Biological process (GO): formaldehyde catabolic process
Cellular component (GO): cytosol
Molecular function (GO): S-formylglutathione hydrolase activity
Source: RefSeq, a predicted model, not a curated record
AGACCCGUAAGUGGGCGGGCCCGACGGGGGCGUGGUCAAGGAUGGGCUCCCCCAAACGUUGGCCCCGGCGGCCAUGAUGAGGCCCCGCCUUUGCGCUCCAGCUGCCCCCCCUUUCCCUGCCGCCGUGAUUCCGAGAGAAAAACUCUCCUGGGACGAGGAAUUUGAUCGGGGUGAGCAUAUCACAGAGUGGCAAUCACGCUGAGAAGAAUGGCAUUGAAACAGAUUUCCAGUAACAAGUGCUUUGGAGGAUUGCAGAAAGUUUUUGAACAUGACAGUGUUGAACUGAACUGCAAAAUGAAAUUCGCGAUCUACUUACCACCCAAGGCAGAAACUGGAAAAUGCCCUGCGCUGUAUUGGCUAUCUGGUUUAACUUGCACGGAACAAAAUUUCAUAUCAAAGUCUGGUUAUCAUCAAGCUGCCUCAGAACAUGGCCUUGUCGUCAUUGCUCCAGAUACCAGCCCUCGUGGCUGCAAUAUUAAAGGAGAAGAUGAGAGCUGGGACUUUGGCACUGGUGCUGGGUUUUAUGUGGAUGCCACUGAAGAUCCUUGGAAAACUAACUACAGAAUGUAUUCUUAUGUAACCGAGGAGCUUCCCAAACUCAUAAAUGCCAAUUUUCCAGUGGACCCCCAAAGGAUGUCUAUUUUUGGCCACUCCAUGGGAGGCCACGGAGCUCUGAUAUGUGCUCUGAAGAAUCCUGGAAAGUACAAAUCUGUGUCAGCAUUUGCUCCAAUUUGCAACCCCGUGCUCUGUCCUUGGGGCAAAAAAGCCUUCAGUGGAUAUUUGGGAACAGAUCAAAAUAAAUGGAAGGCUUAUGAUGCUACCCAUCUUGUGAAGUCCUACCCAGGUUCUCAGCUGGACAUACUAAUCGAUCAAGGAAAAGAUGACCAGUUCCUUUCAGAUGGACAGUUACUACCUGAUAACUUCAUUGCUGCCUGUACAGAAAAGAAAGUCCCUGUUGUUUUUAGAUUACAAGAGGGUUAUGAUCAUAGCUACUACUUCAUUGCAACCUUUAUUACUGAUCACAUCAGACAUCAUGCAAAAUACCUGAAUGCAUGAAAAACUUCAGAUAAGAAAAUUUGUUCAGGAUUAUAAAAUUGUAGUAAACAGAAUUGCUGGGAAAAAUGAUUUUAAUGCAUUGGAUUUCAUAGUGCUAAAAAUCAUCAUUCCAUAGUUGAAUCACUUUCUGAAUGAAUAUAUAAAACCUGCUUUUGAUUUAAAAGUUAUUUUGCCAAUGUUGGGAAAUAUUUAAUACAUUACAGCUUUCUCAAGGUCAUUUGGAAAUCAUUGUAUUAACCUCAGGCCACAGAAUAUGAAUAUAAUUGCAUUUAAAUCAUAGAAUGUUAACUCAGGAAUUGGUUUAAGAGGUAAUUUAGCCUAAACCCCUCACUUUUCCAGACUUUAAGUCUGUGAAGGCAUGGACUGUCUUCAUUAUGUUUAUUGUUCUGUCUCUAGUAUCUGCCAACCACUUGGCUUCUAGGAGGCAUUUAGUAACUAUUUGUUGAGUAAGGAAUGAGGCUCAGAAAGAUUAAGUAAAUUCUCCAUCAUUACACAGUUAUUUGUGGGACAGCUAAGAUUAGAAGCCAGAUUUCAUAAACCCAAUCCAAUGAGACUUCUUUUCUUAUCUAUUAAGCCAAACAGAUUUGUGGACAUUGGUUUCUGGGAUUUCUCAAGAGAUGAGAAUUAAAUAAUAAGACUCAAUCUGAAAAUAGCUCUAUGUAAGGAAAGUUGCUUCGUAUGUUUCUGUAAACAGAUAUUUUCCUGUAGUUACAUGCAGAAAUUUAGCUUGGUGAGCUCACCAAGAAAAGUAAUCAGUCUCUUUGUAAAUACCAAAUUGUGUUCCUUUUACGAACUUAAUAUGAAUAAACUCAUUUUGAAACAUGA